AUUCGACCAUCAAACAUGCCUGAGAUACGUCCACUUAGUCCAGAAUUGCAAAAGAAUGCCAUUGAGCUGCUUAAUGAGGUACCAGAUAGAAUCGACAAUGAUAUUGCCGCUUUGAGGCAAUGGAUCAAACAGCAGCCCCAUCUAAAGUCCCGGACCGAUGAUCAGUUUCUGGUCAAUUUUUUGCGUGGCUGUAAAUACAGUCUGGAAAAGACCAAGGCAAAGAUUGAUCGUUUCUAUACAUUGCGUACCAAAUAUCCGGAAUACUAUUUAGCUCACAAUGUGGAUGUGGAAAAGUGUUUGGAACUUUUUCGCUUGGGAGUUAUUGUUGUCCUACCACGACCUUUGAACGAUAAUGGACCACGUUUGGCCUUCAUGAGAUCCGGUGUCUAUAACCCUGAUGUGCAUAGCUUUCAGGAAAUCAAUCGAGCCUGCAUGACAAUGCAACAAAUUAUGCUUGACGAGGAUGAUGUGGCCAUUGUGAAUGGCUUAAUAAGCAUAUUGGAUCUGGCCGAUGUCGGUAUGGGACAUUUUCUGCAGAUGACACCGGCGAUUGCCAAAAAGAUGACUGUCUAUCAGGAGGAAGCCUUGCCAUUGCGACCACAAGGAACACAUUUUAUUAAUACACCAGGUGGCUUUGACAGGGUAUUUAACAUCUUUAAGCCCAUGUUGUCCCAGAAGCAGCAGCAAAGACUUUAUGUGCAUGGCAGCAAAUGGGAAUCCUUGUAUGACAAGAUCCCAAAGAAAUAUCUACCUGUGGAAUAUGGCGGUGAGAAUGGAUCUAUUCCCGAAAUUAUCAAAGAGUGGGAGCAACGAAUUUUGGCCUACAAGGGCUAUUGGGAGGAGGAGAAAAACUAUGGAACAGAUGAACGUUUACGUCCGGGCAAACCAAUCGAUUUCGAUAAUCUCUUUGGCAUGGAGGGCUCUUUCAGACAGCUAAAUGUGGAUUAAGAUUAUUGUAUCGAUUGAAACAAAGAAAUUGCUUGUUGAAUACUCAAAAGUCUAAUCUAUAGAACCAUAA
Molecule: messenger RNA, 1018 nt
Organism: Drosophila willistoni
Lineage: Eukaryota; Metazoa; Arthropoda; Insecta; Diptera; Drosophilidae
Product: alpha-tocopherol transfer protein
Exons: 3
Coding region: 16-948 (310 amino acids)
Cellular component (GO): membrane
Molecular function (GO): phosphatidylinositol bisphosphate binding
Source: RefSeq, a predicted model, not a curated record